Messenger RNA from Mesoplodon densirostris (Blainville's beaked whale), 1434 nucleotides. It is a transcript of the gene GDF10, whose product is annotated as growth differentiation factor 10. Gene Ontology annotation, cellular component: extracellular region. NCBI's taxonomy places the organism in Eukaryota, Metazoa, Chordata, Mammalia, Artiodactyla, Ziphiidae. Gene Ontology annotation, biological process: osteoblast differentiation; SMAD protein signal transduction; BMP signaling pathway. Gene Ontology annotation, molecular function: growth factor activity; cytokine activity. The transcript is spliced from 3 exons. The record is from RefSeq and is a predicted model, not a curated record. Bases 1 to 1434 code for a protein of 477 amino acids.
AUGGCCCGUGGCCCGGCUCGGACCAGCCCGAGACCGGGGUCCCAACUGCUGCCGCUGCUGCCGCUACUUCUGCUGCUGCUCCAGGACGCGGGCGGCAGCCACACGGCCUCCGCCCGGUCCGCCCCGCCCGCGGAGGCCGACGGCCUGGCGGGGUACAAGAACCCCCAGCGGUCUCCAGGGGACGCGGCCGCUGCUCUGGGCCCCGGCACCCAGGACAUGGUCGCUGUCCACAUGCUCCGGCUUUAUGAGAAAUACAGCCGAAGGGGCGCGCGGCCAGGAGGGGGCAACACGGUCCGCAGCUUCCGGGCCCGGCUGGAAGUGGUCAACCAGAAGACCGUGUAUUUCUUCAACCUGACGUCCAUGCAGGACUCAGAACUGAUCCUCAUGGCCACAUUCCACUUCUACUCGGAGCCGCGGUGGCCCCGGGCACGCGAGGCACCAUGCAGGCAGCGGGCCAAGAGUGCAUCCUGCCGCCUGCUGCCCCCGGGCCCGCCUGCACGCCAGCACCUGCUCUUCCGAAGCCUCUCGCAGAACACGGCCACGCAGGGGCUGCUCCGCAGGGCCAUGGCCCUGCUGCCGCCGCCCCGGGGCCUGUGGCGGGCCAAGGACAUCUCCGCCAUCGUCAAGGCGGCCCGCCGGGAUGGCGAGCUGCUCCUGUCCGCCCAGCUGGAUUCUGGGGAGGAGGACCCGGGGGUACCCAGGCCCGGCCCCCAUGCACCCUACCUCCUCAUCUACGCCAACGACCUGGCCAUCUCAGAGCCCAACAGCGUGGCAGUGACACUGCAGAGAUAUGACCCCUUCCAGGCUGGGGACCCGGAGCCUGGAGCAGCCCCCAACAGCUCGGCGGACCCCCGAGUGCGCCGGGCCACGCAGGCCACGGGACCGCUCCAGAACAACGAGCUGCCAGGGCUGGACGAGAGGCCGGCACAUGCCCCCCACGCCCAGCACUACCACAGGCACGAGCUGUGGCCCAGCCCCUUCCGUGCACUGAAGCCUCGGCCGGGCCGCAAGGACCGCAGGAAGAAGGGCCAGGAUGUGUUCAUGGCCUCCUCGCAGGUGCUGGACUUUGACGAGAAGACGAUGCAGAAAGCCCGGAGGAAGCAGUGGGACGAGCCGCGGGUUUGCUCCCGGAGGUAUCUGAAGGUGGACUUUGCAGACAUCGGGUGGAACGAGUGGAUCAUCUCCCCCAAGUCGUUCGAUGCUUACUACUGCUCAGGAGCCUGCGAGUUCCCCAUGCCCAAGAUCGUCCGCCCCUCCAACCACGCCACCAUCCAGAGCAUCGUCAGGGCUGUGGGCAUCGUCCCGGGCAUCCCAGAGCCUUGCUGUGUUCCCGACAAGAUGAACUCUCUUGGGGUCCUCUUCCUGGAUGAGAACCGGAAUGUGGUUCUGAAGGUGUACCCCAACAUGUCUGUGGAGACCUGUGCCUGCCGGUAA